AUACAGUACGGUACAGUAAACGAUUCGUACGUGAGAGCAUGAAAGAUUUUUGAUGCUGUAAAGCGGGUUAGCGAACGAGGCGUACGGUAGAUUCUGGGCAGUCUCCCCAAAUGACAAGAGCAGUGGCACUCGCCGCAGACUUGUUUUGUGUUCUGGGGGAGCAAACCCAGCGAGGACCAACCAGGCUACGGCCAACCGGCAUCACACCACACCGAACCAAGGGCUUGCAGAGCGGAACGGACCCCGGAAAACCCACCACGACCCGGAAUGGAGGAAGCCCCGCGCGAGGAACGAGGCGGGGACGGGGGCGCGAAGAGAUCCCUCGUCCGAAAACGCCCGGUUUCCUUUGGCGUCUCGAGAAACUUUCACGGGAACGUCUACACCCUCUCCGGUGCUGCCGGGGAUGGCAGCAGCGGCAGCACCACCACCGCUGCGAGCAAGGAUGCCUUUGCCGAUGCUCUUUUGUCGCUGGGACACAACGAAGGAGGCGCGGGCGAUCGGAGGAUGGUAGCCAUGGUCGGGGUUCCACCGGAGCACGUGCCGGAGGGGAUUCUGAGUUUGAUCCGGUCCCACCGUCCCUUUGUGGAACACGUCCGGGUGGUCAUUUCCGACGAUUGCCGCCGCGGCGGCGACGACGUGGGAGAGGGCAAGGAAGAAAACACUUCGGGCGGCAACGGCGACAGAACAUACCUCGUUCUGGUGCAAUUGGUGCGCGAGGAAGAUGCCCUUUCGUUUGUAGAAGACCUCGACGGAAAGCCCUACAUUGCGUUUGACGACCGUGACAAGUGUCGGAUAGAACGCGUGGUUCACCUGGAGACCACCACCACAACAACGCCGGUGGCUUCGACAAAGACUCCUCCAAAACGGAACCCGAUGUUUCAACCCGAUUACGGGCGGUGCACCAUAGCGAGGAUUCCCGAGGAAGAAAGCAAGGAACCGAUGGCUACAACGGGCGCACGAAGCAACCGCGAUGCUGCCAGCCACAAUGCUUCUCUGCUGGAUCGACCGGUCCAUUCCCUGGCCAGGGUUGCCRACAACCAGAUCUGUGCCGUGUGCCAGGAAGACCUGGAGCCGAAAAGCGGCGGAAGGGCCGCUUCSMKGGGCCCGCGCCUCGGGGCCGCCCUGCUGACGACCGUCUGCAACCACACCUUCCACACGCAGUGCCUACAGCGGUACACGGGGCCCUGCCCGGUGUGCCGGUACGACCACUCGGGCCUGAACGAGACCCUCAGCCGGUGCCACUUGUGCGGAACGACCGAGCACAACUACGUCUGCCUGAUCUGCGGGGCCAUCUCGUGCGGGGUGGCCUACACCGCGGAGGCGGCCCCMCCGGCGGCGUCGUCGUCGUCSUCCACGACGACGGCGCCCGCUCCCCGGUUCUGCACCCUGAGCCACGCCGGGCAGCACUACAGCCAAACCCUCCACGCCUACGCGCUGGACACGGAAACCCAGCACGUGUACGACUUUUGCGGCCAGGGGUACGUCUACCGGCUGGUCCAGAACAAGCAGGACGGGAAACUCGUGGAGGUCAGCAAUCCCCGCCACUCCGAAACCAAUGGGGCGGGCCCCGGGGGACGGAGGCCGGGGGAACGCAGCCUCACGCCGGGCCUGUCGGACAACCAGGAGGGGGAGGUCGUCCACCGGAARCUCGAGGGCGCGGCGGAGCGGUACAAUUCCCUGCUCAAGAGCCAGCUGGAGAACCAGCGGGCCUUUUACGAGGAACGCCUGGGCCGGAUGAAGCGGGAGUUUUCCGCCGAGGCAUCGAACGCCUCGAACCGGGCCGCGGACCUCGUGUCCGUCCUGAAACAGGAAAAGAAGCAGGUCGACCAGCGCCUGUCCUCGCUCCAGCGGCGCAAAACCGAGGUCGCGGCCGAAGUGGCCUUYCUGAAGAGCACGAACGAGGGYCUGGAGGCGAACAAACCGGUGCUGAAGCACAGGAUCCUACAGGCCGGGCGAGAGCGCAACGAGCUGCGGGACGUCUUUCGAAAGAGCGUGCCGGAACUCGAAGAACGCCUCGAGGUCUUGAUGAAGCAGCUCGAAGAAGCCUACACGACCCAAGAGGGCUAGGCGUUGCCCGGGGAAAGCGAGCAAGCGCGGUAGUGCCGUAACUCAAAAAUAUUUGCCGAGUGUUGCACGGGGGAGUGCAACAUUUCGAGCGU
Molecule: messenger RNA, 2159 nt
Organism: Pseudo-nitzschia multistriata
Lineage: Eukaryota; Bacillariophyta; Bacillariophyceae; Bacillariales; Bacillariaceae
Source: the annotation of a GenBank genome assembly